CCCAUAUAUUAAAUACAGCUUACGCCACUGUCACUGCUCGGUUGGUCACACUUCACCAAAUGUAUAUGACAAACGGACAGACACUCCCUUGAGCGGACAAGGAAAUUUAUUAUUUCUGCAAUUGUGUUGUACUAACUUUAGCAAAUGAAAGUGUCCCCUGCUGUUGGUCAAUGGAUAUGUUACCGCGACGACCCAGGAAACCAAAGAAAAGGCUUAAUUUGGAAGAGAAAAUGGAAGUGAUCCGGACCCAUGAGCAGAAUAAACUAACGGUGCGGGAUUUGGCGAAAAGAUUUAACAUUGGAAAAACCCAAGCUGCUGAAAUUCUGAAACACAAAGACUCAAUCCGCGAAGGAUUGACAACCGGAGAACUGAAAAUGAGCCAGAUGCGGAGGAAUCCCCUUAGCCAGCAGGGCGCCCAGAUCGACGAGCUGUGCUUUGACUGGUUCUCCAGAGCCAGAGUCGAUAAUAUCGCCAUAUCUGGCGAGAUGGUGCGGGAAAAGGCCAAGCAGAUAGCGGAGGAAGUGGGCCACGACGGAUUCUUGGCCUCGUCCGGAUGGCUGCAGAAAUGGCGAAUCAGGCACAACAUCGCCUACAAUGCCACAGGUGACAGCCUGGAGCUUCAGGAAUUUGAGGCCGUCCUGGUCAAGAGCGAACCCAUCUCGAACAGGGACGAUGAUGAUGAUGAUGAGCCUUCGCCUGUGCAGUUGCUGGGUCCUAUCAUUUCCAUUGACGAGGCCAUGAUUCAGUUGGCUCGCUUGAAGGAGUUCGCCAGAGAUGACUUUGUGUCCUACCAGCAGCUACUCAGCUUAGAGAAUCAGUGGUGCUGGAAGUGGAACAACUUCAAGAAGGAGGUUCCUUGACCUUUGCGAACCGAUGGUUAGUAAUAUUCAAAUUUUUCUCUCGAACCUAGUUUUAUUUUAAACGUGUAAUAUAUAUAUAUUUGAUGUAUCA
Messenger RNA from Drosophila elegans, 951 nucleotides. RefSeq names its product tigger transposable element-derived protein 6 (gene cag). Gene Ontology annotation, molecular function: DNA binding. The transcript has 2 exons. The record is from RefSeq and is a predicted model, not a curated record. Gene Ontology annotation, cellular component: nucleus. Lineage: Eukaryota; Metazoa; Arthropoda; Insecta; Diptera; Drosophilidae. Bases 171 to 860 code for a protein of 229 amino acids.